Molecule: messenger RNA, 1179 nt
Organism: Bombyx mori (domestic silkworm)
Lineage: Eukaryota; Metazoa; Arthropoda; Insecta; Lepidoptera; Bombycidae
Product: glycine-rich protein 1
Exons: 8
Coding region: 174-1100 (308 amino acids)
Source: RefSeq, a predicted model, not a curated record
UUUCCCCAACCUAUUAUGACUCUGUCAGUUGUCAAAAUUGUGGCAUCACGAGUCGAGUUGACCAUAGACCUAUAUAGUUACUUCAGUGAGCUUGACUAGCCACGACGUUGCUAUUUACAUAAACCUAAUUGAAGUUUAACUUUAUAUACCAUUACAUUUAGAAACACAUUAAAAUGUCUCAAGUCACCGUUUCCAGUUCACACCGAGACGCAGAGAUCAACGAGGUACAGACAGGAAAUGCAACUUUAGAAGAAUCGAGUUCAAGCGCGGCGCCCCCGGAGGACACAGCCUCGUACCUGCAGGUGGUGGUGGAGAAGCGGCGUCGGCAGCGCGCGACGGCGUCGGUGGGCACGCAGACGCCGCGCCGCCCGGCCGCCUCCAGCCCGCGCCGCGCCUGCCACGGAGGGGAGCGGAACUCCCCUCGGACGGUACGGCCCUGCACUUGCGGCGAGGGCGCGGCGGGCGACGCCUCUCCGCAGCCGCCGCGGCGCUACGACACAGAGAAAAAAAGCAAGGGCUCUAUACUGGAAGAAAUUGAGGAUGAUAUAGAUAAUAAUGUCAUAGAUGACGGUAAGUCAAAGUCCGGCGCGCGUGUGUGUGUACCGCGUGUGCGGAGGCGAGUGCGCGGCGGCGCGGGAGGGCGCGCGGGUGUCGGCAGUGGAGCGGGCGGCGCGGCGGGCGCGGCGAUCACUGGAGCCGGCGCUGGCGGAGCUGCUGGCGGCACCGCGCGUGCUGCUCGCGCUGCCCGUCGGCAUCCUGUUGCGACUUCACCGGUCACCGUUCACUUCCAGCCACUAAUGCACGUUAGAGGCAUGGUGGUCUCUGGUGGGAGGGUGCGUGCGCGAGGUGGCGGAGGGCGCGGUGCGGCCGGCGCUGGCGGAGUGCGCGGGCGGGUGUGCGGUGCCCGCGCUGCGCGCCGCACGGGUGCUGCUGCGGGAGGCGCGCGCCACGCUGCGUCCGCUCGCACUGGCGCUGCGAGACGCGGCCGAGGCACCCGCGAGACUGUUCCAGGCCCUGAGGCUCGUGCACGUCGCGCCCUGUGCGUGUUCUUCACACUCACACUCGCACUCGCACACUUUAGUUUAGUUUUUAAUAAAUAGAUAUUCUAACAUUGUUUUAUAAGAAGAGUGAAAUUUUAGUUUCGUAUUGAAUAAAAAUGCCCCGUUGUCACGAAAACAA